GUAUCCCUUGUGAGCCACCUCCAGACGUUCCCAAUGGGAAGCACACGGGCAAGCUGCUGGAUGAAUUCCUCUUUGGCACUGCUGUAACAUACACGUGCAACCCUGGACAUCCGCUCCAUGGAGAGCCCUCCAUCUAUUGCACUACCCUGGACGGGAAGAACGGUGUGUGGAGCGGGCCCCCGCCAUCAUGUGGAGCUGGCUGCAAUGCACCUACCAGGCUGGCAUUUGCUGAGCUGAAGGAGCUGUACAGAAACCAGACCAUCUUCCCCGUGGGGAGGACGGUGGAAUUCGUGUGCCGGCCUGGGUACACCCAGCACAUAGGGAUGUCACCAGCCAUCACAUGCCUCAAGAAUAGGACGUGGUCUGUGGCACUGGAGUUCUGUAAAAGAAAACAAUGUGCUAACCCAGGGGAUCCAGAGAAUGGCCAAGCCAUUGUCCUGACAGACCUCCUCUUAGGAUCCAAAGUCAAUUACACUUGCAACAAAGGGUACAAGUUGGUUGGAGGCUCUCAGAGAACAUGCGAGGUCGCUGGCACAAGUGUCUCGUGGAGUGGAGAUGCUCCUGCCUGCCAGCGUAUCACCUGUGGCCCACCUCCAAACAUCUCCCAUGGGACACACAGUGGGCACUCGAGGGACACCUUCUCCUAUGCGGAUGUGGUCACCUACACCUGCAACCCAGGCCACCCUCUGGCUGGAGAGCCCUCCAUCAUCUGCAGCACAGCAGAUGGGGAGCACGGCGUGUGGAGCGGGCCGCCACCGCGGUGCGGAGCAACUGGCUGCAAAAGACCAGAGAUCAAGAAUGGAAGAUCAGCUGGGCUGGAGACCAUGUACAAACUCAUGGAUACUGUUGUCUUCGAAUGUGAUUUCGGUUAUGCCUUGAAGGGGUCUCGAGAGUCUCAGUGUCAGUUUGGGGGCAAGUGGAACCCUCCUGUUCCCACCUGUGAAAAGAUGCUACAGUGUCCUUCCCCUCCAAAUAUCAAAAAUGGCCAUCAUGACAGCAAGGAUGUGAAGGUGUUUGUCCCAGGAGUAUCUGUGAAGUACUACUGUGACACGGGGUACGUCCUCACUGGGAAAACAACAGUUUCUUGUUUGACAUCUGGAACCUGGAGCAUCCCUUACCCGCGGUGUGAAGUGAUCACCUGCACAAGCCCCAGCAUCCAGGAUGGAGAAGUGGCUGAAGGACAGAGCACUGUCUACCACCCUGGGGCCAAUGUCACCUUCCAGUGUCACUCAGGCUAUGUGCUAUGGGGCAGUCGUGAAGCCAAGUGCCAGCCUGAUGGUCGCUGGGUGCCUGCUGUCCCUAUCUGCAAGCCAGCACGGUACUGCUCCAAGCCUGCAGAUAUUGCCCAUGGUUCUCUCAGUGGCCCAGCAAAAACGUUUUUCACUCCUGGAACAUCUAUAAGCUACAUCUGUGAGGCUGGCUUCUCUCUCAUUGGGACAGCAACCAUGUAUUGCACACAGGCUGGAGCCUGGAGCCAUCAUCCUCCGCUCUGUCAAGUUGUGAAGUGUCUCCGUCCUCCAAACAUCACCAAUGGGAAGCUCAAAGGCAACAUCUCUGACACUUUUUCCUAUGGAGCAUCUGUAUCCUACAGCUGCAAUCCUGGUUAUUCACUCAUUGGGAAUGCUUUCAUCAACUGCACGUUGAAAGGAACCUGGAGCCAGCCUCCUCCUCAGUGCAAAGAGAUCAGAUGUGUAUUCCCAGAACUUCAAGGUGUUAAGAAAGCCAUUCGAGGAAACACUUAUCGCUCUGGGACUAACAUCACUCUUGAAUGUGAUGACGGUUACACCUUGGAAGGCAACAAUCAGAUUCAGUGCCAAGAAGACUUCAGCUGGGACCCCCCUGUACCUGCCUGUAAACUGAUGUCACAAAAGUCUGGUUCGGUAGGUGUAGGAGUUGUAGCUGCAGGAGUCCUGCUUCUCCUGGGGGCUGGCAUUGUCUGGAAAAUUAUUUCCAAGCAGAAGGAAGGCUAUUAUGAUACGUAUGAAAACCACAGCUACCAAACCCCUCUGAACGAAAUAACUGAACAGAAAUGUUCGUGUCUUCAGUAG
Nestor notabilis (Kea) is the source of this 2048-nucleotide messenger RNA. Its product is annotated as complement receptor type 1-like. The record is from RefSeq and is a predicted model, not a curated record. The transcript has 14 exons. The annotation marks the transcript as partial. NCBI's taxonomy places the organism in Eukaryota, Metazoa, Chordata, Aves, Psittaciformes, Psittacidae.